This is a messenger RNA of Papilio xuthus (Asian swallowtail), 1277 nucleotides long. RefSeq lists its product as uncharacterized. Gene Ontology annotation, molecular function: aspartic-type endopeptidase activity. Gene Ontology annotation, biological process: proteolysis. The coding region runs from base 10 to 810 and encodes 266 amino acids. NCBI's taxonomy places the organism in Eukaryota, Metazoa, Arthropoda, Insecta, Lepidoptera, Papilionidae. The record is from RefSeq and is a predicted model, not a curated record. The transcript is spliced from 2 exons.
AUUAGAUGUAUGUAUUGUAGUAAGAGACAUGUUGUUAUGUUAUGUCCAAAGCUCCACGCACAACCGAAGAUCUGUGAGCAGAACACAACAGAAAAACAUUGUGAAAACAAUAAGGAAGUAAACAAUAGUUUCAUAAGUAAUGACAUAACUACCUUGUUACAGACGCUAGUAGUCAAAGUUUCUAAUGGUAAACAAGAGAAGAAAAUAAGAAUACUUCUAGAUUCUGGUUCACAGAGGACAUAUAUAAAGAGGGAGCUGGCAGAAGAUCUUGGACUUCAGGUAACAGGCAACGAGAACCUCAGCCACUCGUUAUUUAGCGGUGUGAAGAAACCAGCAAAAAUGCAUAAAGUCUUCAAGUUUAGAGUAAGUAGUUUAGAUGAUAAGUUUCAUACUACUAUGACAGCAUUAGAACAAGAUGUGCUUUGCGGAAGUUUACCCAAAGUGCAAGACCCAAAGCUGAUAGAAAACUUGAGGAGGCAUCAGAUCUGGUUAACUGACGCAGCGGAAAGUAUCAAAGAUAUUAGUAUAUUAAUUGGAUCGGAUCAAUUAGGUUGCAUUAUUAAAGAAAACUUCAUUCGGUUAGAUGACAAUUUAGUAGCAAUACCAACAAAACUGGGGUGGACACUACAAGGCCCAGUUCAAGGAAGUAAAUUGGAAAGAGUUAGAAGAAGAAACAAGCUCUUACAAUAUCCAAUGGAAGUUUUCAGCUCCAGCAGCUCCCUGGUGGGGAGGGUGGUGGGAGCGAAUGAUAAGGGAGAGAUGGGUGUACAAGAACAGCUAGAGUUAAAACAGCUUCAGGAGAAAAGGUGAGACCGUAUCAAAGAUUAUUUCCUCUUGAAGUCUCAGCAGUCUCUCAAGAAUGGCUCAACAAUGUACCCAUACAUAAAGGGCCUUCAGACACAGGUAAUGUGACGAGUGAUGCUAGUAUUAACGAUAACCCUCCCUCAGGUAUUACAACGAGGUCAGGACGCACAAUAAUGCCUCCAAUUAGGUUUUAGUUUAGAUUAACAGAUGUUGUUGAAGUUCUGACCCUUGCUGUUGUUUUGGUCGCUUUUAUAUACUAUGUUGAUUUGAAAGUUGUUGAUUUUUUUUGUGUGAUAAUUUUAUUGUUUUAAAACCUUGUAUGCCUCCCCCGGGAGUGUGUUGUAGAUUAAAACCUAUUUUGUACAAAUGUGUCAAAAGAGAAGUGACGUUUGUUUUAGAGUUUAAGAAAAAUAAGAACAUGUGUCAGAACAUGAAUAAAGAACCUGGAAAUGUGAGGAAAUAAUAGUUUUAUU